CCCUCUGGGAGGCGCCCUCAUUGGCUUCCACUGUAGGCUAAGGAGUUGGCCAGGCUAUGGUUUGCCAGGCAGGAGAUCUGGAGGUUGAGGGACCCCUUGCUGCUGUGGGUACCUUGGGAGGGGAUGGCAGGCAAGGCCAUAUCUGGGGCCUCUUAUCAGCCCUAGAGUCCACAGGACACUCCAGGUUAAUGUAUAACGAGCCCUCUCCACCCGUAGUCCACCAGCUCUGCAUGUUGGCCACCUGUUUUUGAGGCCAGCAUGGACCCCAGGAAGGAGGGUAUGCCCCUGAAGACGCUUUCCAGCCAACCCCCAGGGGCUGGCAGGUGGCUGAGCCCCUUCCUGCUCACCUGCUCCGUCUACUUCCUCUGGGUGCCUGAUCCCCAGCCAUCCUGGCCCGAGGCCCUGCUCAAGUGCCUGCCUGUGCUCUGCCUGGUGCUGUUCCUGGGGACUGUGCCCUCUUCCGGGGUCUGCACCCAGCUCUUGCAGGGUGCCCUCUUGUGCUCGGCUAUGGGGGAUGCCUGCCUUGUGUGGCCUGAGACCUUCCUGCACGGUGUGGCUGCCUUCGCCACCGCCCACCUUCUCUACCUGCGGGUCUUUGGCCUCUCUCCUCUGCGGCCCGGCCUGCUGCUGCUCGUGAUCCUGGCCACUGCAACCUACCUCAGCCUCUUGCUGCCACACCUGCAGCACGCCGUGGCUGGCCCUGUGGUGGUCUAUGCGCUACUCCUGGCUGCCAUGCUGUGGCGUGGCCUGGCUCACGGUGGGAGUGCUGGCCGCGGUGCGCUGCUCUUCACAAUGUCUGACGCGGUGCUGGCCUGGGACAGCUUUGUGUGGCCCCUGCCUCAUGGCCGCCUGGUGACCAUGAUCACUUACUACGCAGCGCAGGCUCUCUUUACCCUGUCUGUGCUUAGGAGCCCCAGGAACAAGGCCGACUGAGACUGACCAGCUGGCCAGGUCCCCUCUCCCCACUGCAAUAGCGCACCCCACCCAGGCUACUUCCCCAAACCCCUGCCCUCAUCAGUCUGCUUGCUUGAGCUAAGUAAAGUGGCUGUGGAGACAUCA
Messenger RNA from Cavia porcellus (domestic guinea pig), 1059 nucleotides. It is a transcript of the gene Tmem86b, whose product is annotated as transmembrane protein 86B. Gene Ontology annotation, biological process: ether lipid metabolic process. Gene Ontology annotation, molecular function: alkenylglycerophosphocholine hydrolase activity. The transcript is spliced from 3 exons. Gene Ontology annotation, cellular component: membrane. The record is from RefSeq and is a predicted model, not a curated record. NCBI's taxonomy places the organism in Eukaryota, Metazoa, Chordata, Mammalia, Rodentia, Caviidae. Bases 259 to 933 code for a protein of 224 amino acids.